Messenger RNA from Tilletiopsis washingtonensis, 2014 nucleotides. RefSeq names its product RNI-like protein. The coding region runs from base 38 to 1921 and encodes 627 amino acids. Lineage: Eukaryota; Fungi; Basidiomycota; Exobasidiomycetes; Entylomatales. The record is from RefSeq and is a predicted model, not a curated record. Gene Ontology annotation, cellular component: SCF ubiquitin ligase complex. Gene Ontology annotation, biological process: SCF-dependent proteasomal ubiquitin-dependent protein catabolic process. The transcript has 5 exons.
CACUGACCCGGCCUCGCUCCUCAUCACACCGCCUGCCAUGUCACGCCACCACAUCUCGGGCCCCACGUCGGCCCUCACGGCCUUCCUGCGCGAGAAGAACAUCCACGUCACCAACAACCGCUUCCAGACGCGUGCCGAGCGCGAGGCUGCUGCUGCCGCUGCCGCCGCCGCCGCUGCAGCUGCUGGUCCGAGUGCUGCCGGUGCCGACGACGACACCGCAGCUGCUGGCGAGUCGAGCACGCCGACGCCGGCUCGUGCGGCUCGCCGCCGUGCCUCUGCUGCGCCGUCCGCUCCGGCGCCGAAGCGCCCGCGCCCCAAGUCGCGCAAGUCGCUCGACUUUGCCGAGGACGACGACUCGGACGAGUCGGAGUACGAGGAGCCCGAUGCGCCGUCGACGAGCAAGGGCAAGGGCAAGGCGCCCGCCAAGGCCAAGACGACGCGCGCCUCGGCGGCUGCGCGUGCCAAGCGUCCGCGCAACGCGCUCACCUUCGAUGAGGACGACGACGAGGACCUGGACGCCGAGGGCAACGCGAGCGUCGGCAGCGUCACGACGUGUGCGGCCUGCGAGCAGAAGUUCACCGUGACGGCAUACACAUCGCACCCGGCGCCGGGCCAGAGUGUGUGCAACAAGUGCACCGGCAACACGGCCGCCAAGGCGCGUGGCGCCGCAAAGAGGGCGCCGCGCCAGAAGCGCCAGAAGUUCAAGCAGGGCGAGGUGGGCGAGUUCAAGCUGCCAACGCUGCAGAGUCUGUGCAUUGAUAUCAUCAGUACGCACAUCGACAACGUCGAUGCGCUCACCGGCCUCGGCAGCUCGAACAUGGACGACAUCUCCAAGUCGAUCAGCAAGAACCGCCGCCUCAACUCCAGCACGCUGCAGCUCUUCCUCACUCGCGAUGCGCGCAAGCUGCACUUCUACGACUGUUCCGGGCUCGACUCUGACGCGCUCACGAGCAUCAGCAUCUUCUCACCCGACAUCACCGAGCUCAACCUGCAGCUCUGCGGCCGUCUGAACAACGCCACGAUGGCAGAGUACUCGAAGCGUCUGACGCAGCUGCGCAGCAUCGAGCUGUACGGCCCGUACCUCGUCUACAUUGCGGCGUGGCACGAGUUCUUCGACGCCCGCGCCGGCCAGCUUGAGUCAUUCAAGAUCCGCGAGUCGCCGCGCUUCGAGAUCACAUGCUGUCAGAAGCUCGUCGACACGUCGCCGCAGCUGCGUGAGCUCGGCCUGGCGCAGGUUGGGCCGCUCAAUUGCGAGUGUCUCGCUGUCCUCCAGCCGCUGAAGCACCUCGAGUACCUCGACAUCAGCGACCCCGGCGUCUCGACUCCUGGCGUGCCCGCCGAGAGUCUCAAGGACAUGGAUGUCGUGGAGCUCCUGUCGCACGUCGGCAAGGACUUGACGUACCUGGACGUCGGCGGCAACAUUGACCUCUCCGGCGACUUUCUGCUCUCCGGCGUGCUCGAAUACUGCCAGUCGCUGCGCACGCUGCGCGUCAACCAGGUGGCGAGUCUGGAGGGUCAGGAGCCGUCGGUCUGGUCGGACCUCUUCCUCGGCUUCUCCGAGCAGAAGCGUCCGGGCCUCGAGUAUCUCAACCUUGAGCGCUGCACCUCGCUCACCGACGAGGGCUUCAUCGCCAUGCUGGCGCAUUCGGGCCCGACGCUGCGCGAGCUCAACAUCAACUCGUGCACGGCGCUCACGGCCGAGGCGCUGGAGCGCAUCGCCGAGUUCUGUCCUGUACUCGAGACGCUCGACGUGGGCUUCGUGCGCAGCGUCAAGGACUCGGUCAUCAUGGCGCUGUGCAACGAGCAGGACGGCUGCCCGGCACUGAAGCGCGUCUCCGUCUUUGGCUGCAUGAGCCUCUCCGACUACCUGCGCCCGAAGCGCAUCCGUCUCAUCGGCAUGCAGAAGUUCGUGCCGCUCUGAUCUCGCCUCCGUGGUCCAGUCUCGCUCUCUCGAUGUCACCUCUACACACGCACACGGCCACUCACUCCUCACGCAAUCUCACCACGUCCACAC